Malurus melanocephalus (red-backed fairy wren) is the source of this 1798-nucleotide messenger RNA. It is a transcript of the gene PGGT1B, whose product is annotated as protein geranylgeranyltransferase type I subunit beta. The record is from RefSeq and is a predicted model, not a curated record. Gene Ontology annotation, molecular function: CAAX-protein geranylgeranyltransferase activity. Gene Ontology annotation, biological process: protein geranylgeranylation. Gene Ontology annotation, cellular component: CAAX-protein geranylgeranyltransferase complex. NCBI's taxonomy places the organism in Eukaryota, Metazoa, Chordata, Aves, Passeriformes, Maluridae.
AUGGAGAUGGCGGCGGCGGCGGCGCCGUGCCCGGGGGAGCCGGAGCGCCUGGACUUCCUGCGGGAGCGGCACGUGCGCUUCUUCCAGCGGUGCCUCCAGAUCCUGCCCGAGCGCUACUCGUCCCUGGAGACCAGCAGGUUGACAAUUGCAUUUUUCGCUCUCUCUGGUCUGGAUAUGUUGGAUUCCUUAGAUGUGGUGAACAAAGAUGAUAUAAUAGAAUGGAUUUAUUCCCUGCAGGUCCUUCCCACAGAAGACAGAUCAAACAUGAAUCGUUGUGGAUUCAGAGGCUCUUCAUAUUUAGGGAUGCCAUUCAAUCCCUCCAAGGGUCCAGGUAUAUCACAUCCAUAUGAUAGUGGGCACAUAGCAAUGACUUACACAGGACUAUCAUGUCUGAUAAUUCUUGGAGAUGAUUUAAGUCGAGUAAAUAAAGAUGCCAUACUGGCAGGACUGAGAGCUCUCCAGCUGGAGGAUGGAAGUUUCUGUGCAGUGCUGGAAGGAAGUGAGAAUGAUAUGAGGUUUGUGUACUGUGCUUCCUGCAUCUGCUACAUGCUCGAUAACUGGUCAGGCAUGGAUAUGAAGAAAGCAAUAGACUACAUUAGRAGAAGUAUGUCUUACGAUAAUGGCCUGGCACAGGGAGCUGGACUGGAAUCUCACGGUGGCUCUACAUUUUGUGGUAUUGCAUCACUAUGUUUGAUGGGCAAACUGGAGGAAGUUUUUUCAGAGAAAGAACUGAACAGAAUAAGAAGAUGGUGUAUAAUGAGACAACAGAAUGGCUACCAUGGACGACCCAACAAACCUGUAGACACUUGCUAUUCCUUUUGGGUGGGAGCAACAUUGAAGCUCUUGAACAUAUUCCAAUAUACRAAUUUUGAGAAAAACCGAAAUUACAUCCUAUCGACUCAAGAUCGCCUUGUUGGUGGAUUUGCCAAGUGGCCAGAUAGCCAUCCAGAUGCUUUACAUGCCUAUUUUGGGAUCUGUGGUUUGUCAUUAAUUGGAGAGCCUGGUAUUUGCAAAGUACAUCCYGCCCUGAAUGUAAGCACAAGAGCAUCAGACCGUCUUCACCACCUUCAUCAGAUGUGGAAAACGGACUUUAAACAGUGUUCAGACGACACACACAUCUCUACAUGACUAAUUCARACUUGAAUUUAGUUCUGGUAGCAUAAUUGUAGCCCAGGGUUAAAAGCCAUGUAUAACCAAUGUGCUCUUUUAAGUGCUGGAGUCAUACAAUCAGAUCUGUGUUGCUGGCAUCACUUUGAUAGGGAGUUGCCUUCAGCAGGUUAUUCUGCAUUGUGAAAAGGGAAGUAUUUUGAUUAUAUAGAAGUUUGUCACCGCAGACUGUAAAUGGCUUUUCAGAUGGCUUUACUUCUAAGAAAUCCCUUGAGGCAUAUAAACUUCAUCUUAAUUUUAUUUUUUUAAAUUUGUGCAUACUGUGUCAAAAUACAUAAUGGGGAAGUAUUUUCAAAAUUGUUUACAUAUCAUACAGUAUAGCACAGAACRUUGGAGUUCUUUAUAAUCUUAAUGUUUGACAUAUUUUUGGGUAGAGAAUCUCCCGUAUUAAGUCUCAGUUAARAGUUACCUAUUAUUAUCAACUUUCAGAUUCCAUAAUCUUUGUUUUCAAAAACAAAUUAAUUAAAUACAAAUAAAAUUAUUUUAUUCAAUAUACUGGACUUUUAAAGUUGUGUGGCCUUACUAAAUGRAUUUGAUAAUUCUUCUGAGUAGGCUUUACACAGAUGCAGUGGAUUGAUAGCCAGAUAAAGAGUUUUCAUCUGAAAUAGUUUCUUCAUGUGAAAUUCACUAA